Molecule: messenger RNA, 1213 nt
Organism: Poecilia reticulata (guppy)
Lineage: Eukaryota; Metazoa; Chordata; Actinopteri; Cyprinodontiformes; Poeciliidae
Gene: rab34a
Product: RAB34, member RAS oncogene family a
Molecular function (GO): GTPase activity; GTP binding
Source: RefSeq, a predicted model, not a curated record
AAGAAUGAAUCCAGGGGAACUGAGUCAGCAGCUGCUGCGGUCCCUCUCGGCUGCUCCCCACAACUUCCGUGGCUCAACUCAAGCCCCAUAAAUAAAUGUUACCUUUUUUUUUUUUUACUAAACACGGAAAGCGUGAGUUGCCUUUGYGUGGAGCAAGAGGCGUCUUUUGGGGGAGUAAGAGAGAAGAGGACCAUCUUGAAUCGCUGAGACGUCAUUUACCCCGAGGCUUCAUGUCUCUCAGAGUUUCAGGCAUGAGCGUUUUUCCUCCGGUUCGCCGGGACCGGGUCAUCGCUCAGCUGCCUCAGGCUUUCAGAAAGGAGGUGGCUCUUCACAUUACGGAAGAAUUCAACAACAAAGUGAGGACRGCCUGCCAGGAGCAGCGGACCGGCACUGUGGGAUUUAAAAUCUCCAAGGUCAUCGUGGUCGGUGAUCUGGCUGUGGGGAAAACCUGCCUGAUUAAUAGAUUUUGCAAGGAUGCCUUCGACAAGAACUACAAAGCGACCAUCGGUGUUGACUUUGAGAUGGAGCGCUUUGAGGUGCUCGGCGUCCCUUUCAGUCUGCAGCUUUGGGACACUGCAGGCCAGGAAAGGUUCAAGUGCAUCGCUUCGACUUACUACAGAGGAGCUCAGGUUGUGAUAAUCGCAUUUGACGUGAAUGACAUCGCCUCUCUGGGCCACGCCARGCAGUGGCUGGAGGACGCCUUGAAAGAGAAUGACCCCACCAGCGUCCAGCUCUUCCUCGUUGGCACAAAAAAGGACCUGAGUUCCCCUGCUCAGUAUUCCCGGAUCGAACAAGACGCCAUGAAAUUUGCGAGAGAGAUUCAUGCCGAGUACUGGGCUGUCUCAUCGCUGACAGGGGAAAACGUCAAAGAGUUCUUCUUUCGAGUCGCCGCUCUGGCCUUUGAAACAAACGUUCUCGCCGAGUUGGAGAAAAGCGGAUCGAGGCAGAUUGGCGAYGUUGUCAAAAUCAACAGCACUUCAAGCAAUCUGUAUGCCACAAAGAAGAAGCAGGCCAACUGCUGUCAGUAAGGAUGGGAUAAAGGUUUUAUUUUAUUUUAAUUUUUUUUUUUUUUAAACAAACGCACAGACUCUGAAUGAGACUUUUUCUCAGCGGUGGUUGAGUGUGGCUGCCGUCCAGCUUAGUUGGGAGGAUUUCUGUGGCUAGAAAAGGAGGGGAGCAUUUCAUGGCAUGUUUACAGUCUGUAUCAUUUUUU